This is a messenger RNA of Candidozyma auris, 942 nucleotides long. RefSeq lists its product as uncharacterized. The coding region runs from base 1 to 942 and encodes 313 amino acids. The record is from RefSeq and is a predicted model, not a curated record. The transcript has a single exon. Lineage: Eukaryota; Fungi; Ascomycota; Pichiomycetes; Serinales; Metschnikowiaceae.
AUGUCCAGACCAGAAGACCAGUGCAAUUUAGACGAUUUGCAGGCUCUAACCAUGGGCACGGAGAACCUUAUGUUCCCGACAGACGACACGGAUACCCCGAUGGGACAGAUACCUGUACCGCAUGGAAUGAAGCUGGACUCGGCUGUCAUACCACAAGCUGAGGUGCACCAGCCAUUGUCGAUUGCAUCUCGAGAUCUCGCCAAUCAGCCUUGUUCCCCAGGUACAAUGUUCGUCGAUGCUGCUAAAAACUGGUAUAUCAUUGAUGCACAUGGAUAUGCUGUUCCCGUGAAGCGUGUUAUGCCUGGAAUGACACAAAGUUUGUCGCCUAUAUCUCCAUCAGAUCAAAUUAUCAAGGGCUCCCCGAGUCCACCUGCGGGAAGGAGACGAGCAAAGUUCCAGUAUGUUUCUAUCAAUAGAGGCACAAAAUCAAAGGUGAAGUCGCCAGUUGAUCAUCACUUGGGAAUGAACCAGAGGGUUUGGUACGACAGGUUCUAUUCGUGCUCCACCAAUCGAUACGGUGCUGACAGCUUCGGCAUACUUGCCUUGGGCUCCGAUACCAGUCUUAGGAGUAAUGCCUUGAACAAAGUAGGAUCACAGGCCGACCCGCAAUAUAGAAAAUGUAUUGAAGGAGAAAAUUCCAGGCGUGAGCUAAUCAGAAACGGAAUCUCUCCUCAAGUACAUGUCAAUAAUAUCAGCAACAGAGCAAAUGACAGCGACGUUUCUGAUGCUGGAUCCUCGCAUACUUCGGGCAAUUCUAGAUGGAACUCAAGUGAAGUGACCAGCAAUUCAAACUUGUCUGAUAUGACUAGGAACGACAGUACUGGACAUUUGCAUAAACUAUAUAACGAAAGAGAACCGAGAGGAGAGUCAGGUAGAGACACUGCAGAUGAUUUCAAGCAACAAGUGAAAAAUGGACGGGUGCAGCAUUCAAAAACAGAAUAG